Molecule: messenger RNA, 2121 nt
Organism: Lithohypha guttulata
Lineage: Eukaryota; Fungi; Ascomycota; Eurotiomycetes; Chaetothyriales; Trichomeriaceae
Gene: AKR1
Product: palmitoyltransferase akr1
Exons: 2
Coding region: 1-2121 (706 amino acids)
Biological process (GO): protein palmitoylation
Cellular component (GO): Golgi membrane
Molecular function (GO): protein binding; palmitoyltransferase activity
Source: RefSeq, a predicted model, not a curated record
AUGUCCUCCUCGAAUGUACCUCCUAUAUCGAAAGGUGAAGAAGUCGAGCUGUCGACGGUUCAGAAUGGCUCAACAACAGUACCAUCACUUCCCCUGGAAGAGGACAUUAUGCAAUGCGCUCGUAUAGGCGCACUCGAACACAUUCAGCGCAUGAUCGAGAGUGGCAGAUACAAGGCUAAUUACCAGGAUGAGCAACGCAUUACACCACUACACUGGGCAGCUAUCAACAAUCAGUUUGCUGUGUGCAAGUACUUGCUCGAACACGGGGCGGAUGUCAAUGCGAAAGGAGGAGAGUCCAAUGCGACUGCCGCAAUGUGGGCGGCACAGAGAUGCCAUUUCUACAUCGUUAACCUGAUGAUCCAGCAUGGGGUUGACCUAUUGCUCGUAGAUGCGCAAGGGUACAAUAUUCUGCACCUUUCCACGAUCGACGGCAACGCCUUUCUUCUCGUCCUACUUCUCCUCCAGAACAUCCCUGUCGAUACUCCUGAUUCUCAAGGACACACUAGUCUAAUGUGGGCUGGUUACAAGGGCUGGCCUGCAUGUGUUGACUUGCUUCUGAGAUGGGGUGCAAGCGUUGAUGCCAGAGACGAGGCUGGAUUUACGCCACUCCACUGGUCUUUGGUGAAGGGAUCAAAACCGUGCUUGGAGAAGCUUAUUGAGUAUGGUGCAGAUCGAUUCGCGAAAACGAACGAUGGGAAGACACCAGCAGAAUGCGCCAAAGAGAUGAAUUCGAGGGGACCAUAUAUCCGUGCGCUGAAAGACCAGGGCUAUGCACCGAACGGACAACCUAAACAACUGCCUUUGAACCUCAGUGCAUUUACCAGGGACAAAUCGAAGAUUGCCAAAUUCCUGUUCCUGUUUCCUUUCCUCAUCAUGUUGAUAUGCGCUUGGAUCAUUGCUCACUUCUCCAUAUACGUUGGUCUACCGCUAUCUCUGGCGGUUGGUAUAGCUUUGCAAUGGGCAGCGCAGUGGGUAGGGCAGCAGGGUCCUGCUAAGUACCAUGCCAUACACAAAACGCCUUACCUAGCUGGUAUAUUUUCAGGAACUUUGUUCUACAUAGGCGUUGACUGGCUGUGGCUCAUCUUGCCCCUGACCUUUAGUACGGACUUCCUCUCGAAUCUCGCUUUUGGCCUUUUCUAUGCGUCAACUACCUAUUUCUACUUUCUCGCUAUGACUGAAGAUCCUGGCUAUGUUCCGAAAUACUCUUCGCGCAAUCAGGAAAGGGAAGUGGUCCAGGAACUGUUCUCGCUCUGGAAGUUUGACGAGCAGAAUUUUUGCAUUCAAUGUAUGAUUAGACGACCCUUGAGAUCGAAGCAUUGUCGACGUUGUGGAAGAUGUGUUGCGAAGCACGACCAUCACUGUCCUUGGAUCAACUCCUGUGUUGCCAACAACAACAUCCGACACUUCUUUUUGUACAUCGUCAGCAUGUGGUUCGGGAUAGUCCUUUACGUCCGACUCGUUCUGGCAUAUUUGUAUGCUUUACCUACACCAUCGGAAACGACCUGCAAUGUACUACCACCUUAUUUAUGUUCCUUUGCUUUACGCGAUACAUGGACAAUCUCCUUGACGAUAUGGACUCUGGUGCAAAUGGUAUGGGUGUCCAUGCUGCUUGUUGUGCAGUCUAUACAAAUAGCCAAGAACAUCACGACAUACGAGAACAUGAAACGACACGAUCAUACUUCAAGUCAUGGGUCAAGUCACCUGCCACUGCACAAUGCUCGACCCACAACACUAGGCGCCAAUCCAGCAAGCACGUCCUUAAACGAUACUGCUGCAGCCGCAACUCGCAUACACCCUGCACCACGGGCCCCAGAUGGUUGGUUUGCGAAGCUGAGAAAGACGCUUGGGAUCGACGUCUUCUUCGCAACUGCUUCAGACGCCUCUGCAGGCAAGAUUAAGGAUCGAGCGAACCCGUUCAGUAGAGGAGUCAUUGGCAAUUGCAGAGAUUUCUGGUGCGAUCCAGCCCCAAUACUGAAAAAGAGAAUACCUGGGAACAGCUAUCUUAGUGGAGAGGUGGUUAACUACUAUUACUUGUACGAACGUCCAUCCAUGCUUCGUAGUCGUGGUGGGGGAGGCAUGCGAUAUCAACAAAUCGCUGCAGAAGAGGAGGGUGACGAUUAG